This is a messenger RNA of Onychomys torridus (southern grasshopper mouse), 1347 nucleotides long. Its product is annotated as T-cell-specific guanine nucleotide triphosphate-binding protein 2-like. The record is from RefSeq and is a predicted model, not a curated record. The coding region runs from base 15 to 1253 and encodes 412 amino acids. The transcript has a single exon. NCBI's taxonomy places the organism in Eukaryota, Metazoa, Chordata, Mammalia, Rodentia, Cricetidae. Gene Ontology annotation, molecular function: GTPase activity; GTP binding. Gene Ontology annotation, biological process: defense response; cellular response to interferon-beta. Gene Ontology annotation, cellular component: endoplasmic reticulum membrane.
CUACAGUAACAACCAUGGAUCAGUUCCUCUCAGCCUUCCUGAAGGAUCCAUCAGUGAAGAAUUGCCAACAAUUGGCUGUGGAACUCUUGCCUCACUACGCUACAUUAAUCAGUAAGGCAGGAGGCAUGCUCUCUCCAGAAACUCUCAGCUGUAUUCAAAAAGCCUUCCAGGAGGGAAAGCUGACAGAUUUGGUGGGCCAGAUUCAGGAAGUACUAACUGAUGCAGAAAAUGCUUCCCUGCAGAUCGCUGUCAUUGGGGAGUCUGGGGCCGGCAAGUCCAGUUUCAUAAACGCCCUGCGAGGGCUGAGCCAGGAAGCAGAGGGGUCGGCUGAUGUAGGGAUUGUGGAGACCACUAUGAAUAAAACCCCCUAUCAACAUCCAAAAUAUCCCCAAGUGAUGUUCUGGGACCUGCCUGGGACCGGGACUCCCAAUUUCCUCCCAGACACUUAUCUAGAAAAAGUGGGAUUUGCUAACUAUGACUUCUUCAUCAUCAUAUCUUCCUCUCGGUUCAGCCUUAAUGAUGCUAUCCUGGCCCAGGAAAUCAAUAAUGUGGGGAAGAAAUUCUACUUUGUUCGAACCAAGGUGGACAGUGACUUAUAUAAUGAAGAGAAAACCAAACCCAAAACCUUCAGAAAGGAGAAGGUCCUUCAGCAGAUCCGAGACUACUGUCUGGCUAACCUCAUUGGCGCUGGAGUGUCUGAACCCCGCAUCUUCUUGAUCUCCAACUUUGAUCUGGCUGACUUUGAUUUCCCAAAGCUGGAGGAGACUCUUCUGCAGGAGCUCCCUGGGCACAAGCGCCACAGGUUUGCACUGCUGUUGCCUACUAUCUCUGAUGCUUCUAUCGAGAUGAAGAGACGUUUUCUCAAGGAGAAGAUCUGGCUGGAGGCCUUGAAGUCAGCAGCUGUUUCUUUCAUCCCCUUCAUGACCUUCUUGAGUGGCUUCGAUUUGCCUCAGCAAGAACAGUGCUUGAAGGAGUACCGAAACUACUUUGGCUUGGAUGACAAAUCGAUUGAAGAGAUAGCUAACAACCUCAACAAGUCCGUGGAAGACAUCAGGGGCUCCCUCAAGUGCUUGGAUUUCUGGUCCCUUGUAAAGGAUGACAGCAUGGCAGUGAGAGCCGCAAAGUGUGCCGAAUCUUUUUGUGCCGUGAAAGGAGGUCCUGAGUCUUCUGUCAUCCAGGGUGUCUACUUUCUACGCUUAAGAUUCCUUGACACGGUGGCUGAUGAUGCCAGGCAUCUCUUAAAAAAGUUAUAAGCAGUAAAUAUUGCCUAGCUAAACAGUAAAUGAAUUUAAGGGCUUGUGUGUUUCAAGUUGGGAAGGGGGGAGGGUGUCCUUCCACCAGACUCCC